Messenger RNA from Leptomonas pyrrhocoris, 1528 nucleotides. Its product is annotated as Protein kinase putativeprotein kinase. The transcript has a single exon. Gene Ontology annotation, cellular component: nucleus. Bases 329 to 1528 code for a protein of 399 amino acids. The record is from RefSeq and is a predicted model, not a curated record. NCBI's taxonomy places the organism in Eukaryota, Euglenozoa, Kinetoplastea, Trypanosomatida, Trypanosomatidae. Gene Ontology annotation, biological process: protein phosphorylation. Gene Ontology annotation, molecular function: ATP binding; cyclin-dependent protein serine/threonine kinase activity.
AGCUCUUGUGUUCUCAUCUUUCACCGCAUAUCCGGACAAAAGGAAGAGGGAGAGCUAUUCCGCUCGGCCACGGUAAGUCCUUCGCAUGUGAAGAUAUCUGUUCUCUGCACACGCACGUACAUACACACAGAGACACGCAACUCCUCUCAUCUUUUAACAAUAAUGUAUGAAGCGGCACUGCGUGACUCUUUUAGCUGUUUUUAAACUCCCAUCUUCUCGCUCGCAAGCGCUUUCGUCUCGUCUUUAUCGCGAUGUAGCUGAGCUCUGCGUCGUUGAAACCAAAGAGUGUUGUUUUUCAUCGGUUUAGUUCGUGUCCGGUGCUUCACGGAUGACGGAAGAACGAACACGACGGGAUCGCGACGAGGGUACGGAGGAGCCCUCACCACGGCGACGCACGCGGGUGGAGCAGAUGCACCCCGCCAUGCUGAAGCGCUUUGAGGAGCUCGCAGCUGAAGCAACAGGGGUGCCGUGUCUGACGGAUGACGUCCUUUUCCGGCGGUACCGUCGUGUGUUGAAGGUCGGCGAAGGCAGCUUUGGUGAAGUUUUUAUUCUCUACGAUACGGUGGCACACACCUAUCUCACCAUGAAGCGCAUGCAUCGACUGCUGAGUCGACGGCGCACUUCCUUAGGCAUCCACAACACCACCUUCCGCGAGGUGGAGCUGCUCUCCACGCUCAGCCACCCGAACGUUGUGCGGAUGAUCGACUACCACGUCCUCUCGGACGGGAGUCUGGUGCUUUUCAUGCCGGUCAUCGCGCAUGACCUUGCUUCGUUGAUACGUCGCUGGCCCGCUGACGUCUCGGUGCAGUCGUCUUCGUCCUCCGUCUCGCCGUCGGCCGCCGCCCACGCCGACCACACACGCAUGCCGCUGCACGUCGUGAAGUGUGUGUUUCGCCAGCUUCUCGCUGGCCUCAGCUAUUUACACCAGCACAAGAUCAUCCAUCGCGAUUUGAAGCCCAGCAACGUCAUGGUGGACCGCACGGGCAUCGUGAAGCUGAUCGACUUCGGUUGGUCACGGUUUUGUGCGGCGUCGGGGGCGAUGACCGGCCCGCCCUGCAUCACAACUUUUCGGCCGCCUGAAGUGCUGGUGGGUGUCCAUGACGACUACGAUUUUAGCAUUGAUUUGUGGUGCUGCGGCUGUAUUCUCUUUGAGAUGCUGACCGGCGGCGUGCCAUUUGGCCGCAGCCGCAGCGAGGCCGAUUGCCUGGCGAACAUCGUCGACUGGCUCGGCUCUCCUGCGCCGACCAGCACUGUGUACUACUACCGCCCGUGCACCGUACGCCUUGCACAGGGAAAGACAGAUACGUUCGCGCAGCGCUGCAGCAGCUACGGCAUUCGACCGGCAGAGACAAGUUUUCUGCGGCGGAUGCUAUGUCUGGAGCCGAGUGAGCGGGCAACCGCGGAUGCCCUUCUCACGGACCAGUGGUUCACCAGCGCACCCGUUACGUGUCUGCCGUGUGAAAUUCCUCUUCCGAAGCACAAUAAGUUUCGCCUUGUCGAGGUGAAAAGGCGCGAGUUGGAGGAGUGA